AUGACAUCUGUCAGCGCUGCCACGCAGACAGCCACACAUGAGCUGCAGCCUGCUCCUGCAGCCUCCACAGCCCCAGCAUUCGUCCCCGCUUACAUAGACCCUCGAUCAGCAACGGCGCCGCCACCCGAGCCAGCCGCUGGACAUGAUGGGCGACUGAAAUACGCGAGGCCACAAGACUUGCCAUCCUUUCCCUCUCUCGGCCUCAGGGAAGGCGAUGCCGCAGCAAGCGCCGCAGCCUCAUUAGGCUGGGCAUCCUCCAAGCCAGUCUCGCUCUGGGCCCCCGCCAGCGACACCAACGCCCACAGGGCUGCCACUCUCGCAAAAGACUACAAGAUGCCUCCCGCCUGGCAGCCACAUCCAAGCCCUGCCGGCUCCAAGACCGCUGCCGUACUCGCCGCCGAGAAUGCCGCCCGCGGCGACAGGCAGUCCUCCUCCUCCUCCCCCGCCAUGCCCGCCAGCGUAUGGGGCAACUCGGCCGCAAACCAGGCCUUCGCCGCCGGCCGCAACUACCCGCGCGACUCGGCUGCGUCAAGCAACAUGGCCACCCUCGACAGGCAGAAGAGCCUGCGCGCCGCCCGGGGCGCCAUGGCCGGCAGCACGAGGCCGCGCUCCACCUCCACCCCCAUGACCUAUCCCGGCUCGGCCAACGCUGCCGCCAACGCCCUCAGCGCCGCCACCAUCGCCCACCGUCCCCCCGCUGCCGCCACCGCCGCCCACGGGGCCGACGCAGGUGCCUCGCCCAUCACAAAGCUGGACCGGCAGAUGUACACCUCCAACCCGCCCGUGAAGCCCGAGGUCGACGACCGGAACCGCGAGGCUGUGCUGCAUGCAAGCGCCGUCGCCAUGGCCAAGAAAAUGUACAGCACCCAGCAGAAGGCCUUCGACGCCGCAACCCACGGCAACGACCAAGGCGGAGGCUCUCGGCCCGGGAGCGCCGACAGCGACGUCGUCCGGCCCAUGCACUUCAACAACCUCCAGGAGGCCGCAUACAGGCUUGCCCAGGAGAGGCUGGCAAAGCUCCACGACGAGCACCAGCGGAACAGGGGCUAUCAGGACUACUACGGCGCCGGCACGUCCCCCGCCUCCCCGGGGAGGAAGUUCACCAAAUUGGGCAAGGCACGACGGCGCUCAUCCAGUGACAGCGACGUCGCCCGCCCGGGCACCGACGACGACCGGAAACGAUCCAGGCAGAUUCACAAACAAAUGUCGCUCUUUUCCACCCGCCUCUCCGAAGUCGACGAGUCCCAGCGCGCCAGGGACAGGGACGCCCUGCUCGCGGCGGCCCAGAGGAACGUCAAGGCCGCCAUGGAGGGCAUGGACGAGAAGGUGUCCCGUGACACGGGCCGCGUGACCUCGUCCAAGCUCAGCGAGUGGGAGCUGAGGGCGCACGCCACCGCGCAGGCGAGGAGCGACGAGCGCAAGGGCGGCGGUGUGGCCCCUGGGAAGGUCGACCUUGGCGGCGGCCAGUACAUGGACCGUGAGAGAGUAGAGGAGAUUGCCGCCAAGAGGGUGCAGCCGCUUCUUGAUGAGAUUAACGAGAAGGCCGAGAUAGAGAGGAAGAGGAUAGUGGCUUUGCGGGAAGAGCAAGAGAAGAAGAGGCUGGAGUGGGAGGCUGAGAAGGCGAGGAACGCCGAGGUCAAGGAGGCCCAGCGAAAGCUCAAGGACGAGGAAAAGGCAAGAAGAGGCGAACUCAAGCAAGAGGCAAAGGCCAGAAAAGAAGAAGAAAAGGCCGCCAAUGCUGAAGAGAAACGCCUGGCCCGAGAGGAGAAUGAGAAGCGGAAACCAGCAGCGGUAGCUAUCGCCUCCGGAGAGCAUGAGAGCGAGGGUCCUUUGGGGGCAGCGGAACAGCCCCCCGAGCAAAGCACAUCGCACAGGCACCGUAUCUUGCCCUUCACACCCAGAAUCCAAACCAAAUCAACAUCAGCAAGCAACGCCAAAGGCGAGCCGUCGCCACUGUCACCAUCCUCAAACACCUCACCCGAGUCGGCAAACGAGUCACCCACCAGCCGUGUCAAGAACUGGCUCAAGUCACGUCUGCACAAGCCCAGGGCGAAAUCCAUCUCGGGCAACAACACCGGCGGUGGGGGCAAGUCCUCUGAUGCCGGCGGUGGCAGGGCACCGGGCGGCUUUCUGGGCGGGCACAGGCUCAAGCGCUUGCACCCGGACGGCACGGGGAGCAUGACGAGCCUCAGCGAGGAGAGGAGCGCUAGCAUGAGGGAGGUCGCCCUCGCGGGGAGGGCCAGCGCGCCCGUUGUCGUCUCCGAUGAGCCGGGGGAGAGCAGUGGCAGCAAGGCUACCGCCCCGGCCCCGGCUGCUGCUGGCGCGGCGACACAUGGACGAAUCGGUGGGUCCGCCAGUAGCGAUGACGGCGGUGGUGACGACGGCCUUGCGGGACGAAGCCAGGCGGACAGGUCCAGCGGUGCGCCGGAACUCGAGGGCAUCGCUCCGCCCAGGGCGCUUUUAGACCCUGCUGGAGCCGGGUCCGGGAUCACGCCGCGGAGCAGCGUGGGCAGCGGCAACAGGGACUCCAAGUUUAUCGAGAACAUCGACUAA
Diaporthe citri is the source of this 2553-nucleotide messenger RNA. RefSeq lists its product as uncharacterized. Gene Ontology annotation, biological process: eisosome assembly. Bases 1 to 2553 code for a protein of 850 amino acids. The record is from RefSeq and is a predicted model, not a curated record. The transcript is spliced from 3 exons. NCBI's taxonomy places the organism in Eukaryota, Fungi, Ascomycota, Sordariomycetes, Diaporthales, Diaporthaceae.